Amaranthus tricolor (Joseph's coat) is the source of this 1385-nucleotide messenger RNA. RefSeq names its product probable protein phosphatase 2C 21. Gene Ontology annotation, biological process: protein dephosphorylation. The transcript is spliced from 11 exons. The record is from RefSeq and is a predicted model, not a curated record. Gene Ontology annotation, molecular function: cation binding; protein serine/threonine phosphatase activity. Bases 164 to 1219 code for a protein of 351 amino acids. NCBI's taxonomy places the organism in Eukaryota, Viridiplantae, Streptophyta, Magnoliopsida, Caryophyllales, Amaranthaceae.
CUCCCUGUUACCCUCAAUUCUCCCAAAAAAUAAGUAUACUUAUAAAUAGUCCGUGUUUAAAUUAUCCCUACAAUAGCGAACAAGAGAUCGAGAGAGGUUUUUCCAGAAACCCAGCGACAUUCAAGCUGACAACCUUUACAGUUUCAUUUCCAAGCUUGACGCAAUGGGAACUUAUCUUACUAAACCUAAAACAGAGAAGGUGUCUGAAGACGGAGAAAAUCAUAGAGUAAGAUAUGGAUUGUCAUCUAUGCAAGGGUGGCGUUCAUCCAUGGAAGAUGCACAUGCAGCUAUUCCAGAUUUGGACAGUUCUACAUCUUUUUUUGCUGUUUAUGAUGGUCAUGGAGGAAAAGCGGUCGCUAAGUUUUGUGCGAAAUUUCUUCACAAGGAGUUACUUGCUGAUGAAGUGUACUUAGCUGGAGAUUUGGCGAAAUCGUUUCAAAGAGCUUUUCUCAGAAUGGAUGAGAUGAUGUCUACCAACAAGAAGUGGAGAGAACUGCUCUGGGAUGAUGUACAAAAAGCUGAUGAUGGUCUUGAUGAUGAAUUACUUUUGAUGGGUGGUGGAAACAAGGAUGAGACUGAUCUAAUAUCAAAAGAGGAUCCUGAUUCUGAUUCGGACGAACCAUCUUCUGGAUGCACAGCAUGUGCUGUAAUAAUUCGAGAUAACAUGUUGGUCGUUGCUAAUGCUGGUGACUCUCGCUGUGUAAUUUCAAAGGGUGGUCAAGCUUAUGAUGUAUCCAAGGAUCACAAACCUGAACUUGAGGCUGAGCAAGAAAGGAUUUUGAGAGCUGGAGGCUUUAUCCACGGUGGAAGGAUAAAUGGUUCUCUAAAUUUGACAAGAGCCAUUGGAGACAUGGAGUUCAAGCGUAAUAAACUGUUGCCAGCAGAAGAGCAAAUAGUGACUGCAAAUCCAGACAUAAGCAUUGUGGAUCUCUCUGAAGAUACAGAGUUUAUUGUGCUGGCCUGUGAUGGAAUUUGGGACUGCAUGUCAAGCCAAGAAGUGCUAGAUUUUGUACACGAACAAUUAAAAUCGCAAACUAAACUUUCGGCCAUAUGUGAACGGAUAAUGGAUAAAUGCCUGGCGCCUUCGGUUGGUGGUGAAGGUUGCGAUAAUAUGACCAUAAUAUUGAUUCAGUUGAAGAAACAAGCAACCUCGAGUUCUGGCACUAGGGAUGAACAUUCUAUUUCUGAUAAGCCACAAGAAAAUAGUUCGAAGAAAUGAAUUGAUUUUGUAGAUUUUAUGUUCCCCUUACUGUAUUUCCUGUGCAUAUUGUCUUUUUCAAGUUCGGAGUUGCAUAGUAAUUACAGGUUUUGAUCUUUGAAUGUUUGAACAUAUUGUACUUAUUUUCUAGUUGUUGAUACAUAGAGAAAUUGGGUGCAUUUAAAAA